AUGGCCAGUUCUCAGCAACCCGAGCUCGUCAUCGGUGUUGACUUUGGCAUGUCCCAGACAGGUGUGGCAUACUGCACGGCACCAUGGACAAAUCCCGUAACUUUUCAAAGUUGGACGACCAUUGCAGCUGAACUGUUCAACAAGGCGCCAUCGCGACUGGCAUAUAACCAUGGUACAGCAAACAUAAAGUCUUGGGGUUUCUUUGUCGACGUCGCCGAUCGGGCGACCGACAUCAAAGAGUAUUUCAAGCUCCACCUCGACCCUGAAUAUGGAGAAUGGAAACAUCUCUCCCAUCAAGACGCAAGACGGUUUUACCUGGACUACAUGAGAUGUGUGCAUGACCAUAUUGCCCGAUACUUCCAAAGUCGAUAUCCUCAAUGGGCGACAAUGCGAGUCGAAUGGAACUUUAGCGUUCCGACGACUUGGAAGCAUGCUGGAAUGGUCCGUGAGCUCUUAGCGAUCCUGAAGCUCGCUGGAUUCGGAAGGGACGGCCAGUACCAUUCUUCGGUGGUGACUUUGACCGAGGCCGAGGCAGCCGCCGUCUGUGUCGCGAAGCAAAUGUUGAAGCGCGACGACGUGAUCUUGGUGUGCGAUGCAGGUGGAGGUACGACGGAUGUCAAUAUUAUGAAAGUAAAGUCUGAGAUAGGAGAGGCGCUCAAGUUGGAACAGUUGCUUCAGGUCGAAGGACGGGAGGUCGGCUCCGCCCUCAUCGAUAUAAAAGUACAGCAGCACCUUGCCAAACGGUUGGACCAGGUUCGUGAUAUUUUGCAACCUGCCGAGACUGCCGAGAAAAUGAUGCUAGGCAGAUUCGAGAGAUUCAAGUGCAGUUUUGGAAGCCCUGGCAUGACUGCUCCAAAGUUGUACCUGCCAGUGACUGGGCUCCCUACAGGGUUGGAUUACCCGCAGGCAGGGAUUAGAGACUCCCAUAUGGAGAUCGAUCAGGACACCAUCCAGCAUCUUUUCGACGAACAGGUUGAUGGCUUAAUUGAACUGAUUGAAGAACAGUUGAAAUCCCUGAAAAGAACGCGCCCUGGCGAGCAAGUCUCAUAUCUGAUCAUGUCUGGAGGCCUUUCUGCCUCGGAAUACAUUCAGAGCCGAAUCAAAACGCAUUUCGAAUCUGGAGCAGGAGCCGAAAUACCAAACGUGCGCGGCCUGCGAAUGCUUCUCGCGGAGAACCUGCAGCUUGCCGUAGUCCAGGGACUCGUCAGUUACCGUGCCCAAGAAAUAGGACAAGAUUGUACGCCAAUUGUGCAGCGCUGCGCACCUGUCAGCUAUGGUGUUGUUGUCAAUCAAAAAUACAGCCAACAGAGACAUUUCGGCCAGAGAGUAGUUCGAGAUAAGAGGGACGGAAAGAAAUGGGCGGUUGACCAGAUUGAAUGGUUGAUCCGGAAGGGCGAUAAAAUCACCGACAACGGCAUCGAGAAGAUAUUCAAGGCCAAGUUGAGUCCUGCACAGUACCGGAAACCAUGGAAGGCGCAGUUUGUGGUGUCCACACGACCUGCAGACGCCCUCCCCAAGAGCAUGGCUGAGAGAGACCAUGUCAGGACGCUCUGCACCGUGUCAGUCAAUCUCCAUCUGGUCGAACGGCUCGUGCGAAACAAGCACUGGUGGAACUUUGGGGAGCGCUACGAGCUUGCCCAUUUCCGUGUCAAGCUCAUCCCUGGGCAUGCCGAUUUGAAGUUCCGCCUGAUUAGCGGAGGCAGGCUGGUGAAUAGUGAAGAUGAUCAGGUCAAGGUCGACUGGAGCAGCGGAUCUCAUCGUCAAUCAACCACAAGCAACGAUGAUCUGGACCAAUGGCACACAUUGUGA
Cladophialophora immunda is the source of this 1809-nucleotide messenger RNA. RefSeq lists its product as uncharacterized. NCBI's taxonomy places the organism in Eukaryota, Fungi, Ascomycota, Eurotiomycetes, Chaetothyriales, Herpotrichiellaceae. The transcript is spliced from 7 exons. Bases 1 to 1809 code for a protein of 602 amino acids. The record is from RefSeq and is a predicted model, not a curated record.